AUGGCCAGUGGAUCCUAUGACGAGAGAACCCCCAGGUUCGGUGAGCAGAACAAUACAUACUGGGAAGGUGAGGGCUUUCCACAAAUCCCGGUUAUGGGCUUCGUGAAGAACACGAAGCGUAGAUACCUUGUGUUCAAGCCCAAGCUUCUUGAACUCCGGAUACUUCGCAUUUUGGAAUUGUGGGUCACUGUGGGCACUCCCAGGCGCCCGCUGUACCUCGCCCACGAAUUGUUGGGAGAGAGACCCGAACAGCAGGUGACAUUGCCUAUCUUUGUGGAAAGGAAGAAGAAAGAAGCAGGACACGAGGCCAAAGGGUGUUGA
Molecule: messenger RNA, 321 nt
Organism: Coprinopsis cinerea okayama7#130
Lineage: Eukaryota; Fungi; Basidiomycota; Agaricomycetes; Agaricales; Psathyrellaceae
Exons: 2
Coding region: 1-321 (106 amino acids)
Source: RefSeq, a predicted model, not a curated record